UUUAGAAUUGGAUGAUUUACCUCAAUUGGAACUUCUUUCUUGUCAUAGUAACAAUUUACCUAAGCAAGAUUUAACAAUUUUUAGUAACUUUACUAAUUUAACGACUUUAAGAAUUGGUAAUAAUGAUAAAGAACAAGUGGAAAAAAGCAUCUACAAUCGCUUCUAUGGCAGUUUAGAGUCAUUAAAGGACUUAAAUAAACUAUCCGAACUUAAUAUUAGUAAUACCGAUAUAGAUUCUGGACUAGAAUUUUUAUCAGAUAGCAUUGGAACGUUAGAACACGAAGUUAUAUCUGACGAAUCUAACAAAUAUAAUUUUGGAGUAAAUGAAAUCCAUAAACAACUAACUACUUGUGGUAAUAGUAUUAGCACAUGA
Paraglomus brasilianum is the source of this 373-nucleotide messenger RNA. NCBI's taxonomy places the organism in Eukaryota, Fungi, Glomeromycota, Glomeromycetes, Paraglomerales, Paraglomeraceae. The record is from the annotation of a GenBank genome assembly.